AUGAGCUUCGAUAAACUAAUGCUGAAUCGACCAAAUUAUACUGCAAGAAAAUUAUUAAAACCCUUCUUUGCAUCAUCCAGACCUCAGAAUUUUGUACCCACUCCUACUAUGAAUAAAACUGAAAAUAAGGAUAGACCAUUAAAUUUAAUAGAAACUUAAAGAAAGACUUUUCAUUAAAAAAAUGAUUCCAAUAAAUCUUAAUCUAUAAGCAUCAAAAAAUAAAGGGUUCAGGAUGCCUAUAACACAUUAUCAGAUUUUAAUGAUAAAAAAUAAAUCAUUGCAUCUCUAAAGACUCUGAACUCUGCCGAUGAGAGAAUACAAUUAAUCGACAAAAUAUUAGAGAGAAAAGAUGAAAUGAUGAUAGCACAAUUAAAAUUAAAGGCUGUCAAAUUAGAACCCAUCUUCAAUGUAAUCAGAAGGAAGUUGCGAAAAUAACGUCUAGGAAGUGCUACGCCCAAUUAAUCAAAGAAAGGAACCCUCAUUCUGCGGUAGAAAACUUCAGAAGACCUACCUCAAACUAUGCCGGAUCAAACCAGAGAUAGCAAGGACAAAUAGGACCACAGUCUCAACCAAUAAGAAACCACCAAUGAAGAUUAGAUCAUUGAAAAAUUAUAGACCAAAUUCACUGCAGGAGUAGCAUUCUCAUGGCUUGCAAAUAGACAUGACAACAAAUAAGAUCCUGAUCCCACUGAACGGCAAUACUUGAGGAGAUCAACUGCCUUGCAACACGGAAAAAACACCAUGAACAGGCUUAAACAAUAGGUUUCAAAAAAAGUAAGUGAAAACUCUGAAGAACUAAUUAGAAGAGGUAAUUUUAAUCCAGAACAGAAAAAGGAGAAAUUUGAUCUUAGUAGAAUCAAGGCCAAAGUCGAUUCGGGAUUAAAUAAACCUUAGCUGUCUUCGUUACCUAAGAUUAACAUUAUAAAACGGUAAGAAACUCUAGGAUAUGUAACAUCUGACAGAAAGGAAAUUUCUGCACUUGGAGAAAUCUAAACAUUAAGAAGUGACAAUAAAUUAAGAUUCUAAAAACUCUGA
Molecule: messenger RNA, 1035 nt
Organism: Paramecium tetraurelia
Lineage: Eukaryota; Ciliophora; Oligohymenophorea; Peniculida; Parameciidae
Exons: 3
Source: RefSeq, a predicted model, not a curated record